AUGUCACUUCGAUCGUUAGGAACACCAACCAAAAAGUACAGUCCUAGAUUACUCAAACAAAUUGAUAGGGUGAACAAGUUGAGAGGAACUCCAGAGACGAGCUACAAGUUUGAUGCUUCCAAAAUCAAAGAAGUAGAACUUUUCGUCUAUCGUCAGAAGCCUAUAGUUUUCCAGCCAGCAAAAGGGUUGAAAAGCUUCCUAAAGGACUCCUUACCUACAUUAAGGUACCACAAUCCUGAUAUACAGUUUACUGUAACAAAUAUCAAAGCCGAACUGGAAGAUGAGUUGAAGAAAAUACCAUUGAAGCUCAACAUCAAGGCUCACAACGAGAGCGAUAGCUCUAGUAUAGAAUGUGCAAACCAGCCGCCUCAUUGGAUCCUUUCAGAGUUGGUCAAACGUACAAAAGCCAGACAAAUGACAGCGGAAGAAAUCCCACUCAUAGAACGUACCUACAAAGUAAAGAAGUGGUGA
This is a messenger RNA of Lodderomyces elongisporus, 471 nucleotides long. It is a transcript of the gene MRP49, whose product is annotated as mitochondrial 54S ribosomal protein MRP49. The transcript has a single exon. Lineage: Eukaryota; Fungi; Ascomycota; Pichiomycetes; Serinales; Debaryomycetaceae. Bases 1 to 471 code for a protein of 156 amino acids. The record is from RefSeq and is a predicted model, not a curated record.